UAUUUUGUGCGGGCGGCGAUGUGUAAAAUAAAUAAUACGAAUUAUGUUAAAUGUCUUAAUAGCUAUAACGCUACCUGGAAAUGAAAAGAUAUUUAUACCAAAUUUUGAGUAGCGGUUUAAUGAAUUUCACUAAUUAAAAAUAGUGUAAAGAAUUUGCAUACUAUUUAUCGAGUUUGCCCGGAAAAAUAACAAGUCAUUGAUUAGAGAAAGAUAAAAUGAUUCGUGUUGUAAUUUGUAAAUGUGUAACCGGAAUUUGAUUUGAAUAUUGUUGAGUAAAAUGGAUUUAAAAUUACCAACCAAAAACGCUGACGAAUUUGCCGAUGAACUCUUUGAAACAUAUAGUUUGGCAGAAAUCGAAACCUUUCAAAAUACCUUAAAAAAAGAUGUUGAUAGAAAAGCAGAUCAACUAAAAUCGCUAGUAAGUGAAAAAUAUAGAGAUCUCAUAGACGCAGCUGAUACAAUUAGCUCAAUGGCCACAAUAGUUGGAAACAUUGGACACGUUGCUGAUAAUAUUUUGAAAACCAAAAGAAAAAAAUACAUAACCAAUUUAGAACAAGACACCACACUAGAUACAUUUGCAGUUCUUACAAGGCUUUUAAUAGACAUAUCUGAACAAAUAUGGGAUUGUUUAAAUGAAAGAGAUUAUUUGACUGCAACACAAUUGUUUCAAUUUUCUUUAUUCGUUAAGAAAAAUCUCGACGAUAUAAUGAAAAAUGGAUUAAAAAAAGCUACGCCAUUUCUUGAUAGAGUGUGGUUAAAUCAUUCACAUUUUCAAACAACUAUAUCAGAAAAGGUUAGAUUAGAAAUAUCUAAUCAAAUCCCUCCAGAGAAAGCUGCAUGCUGUUUUAUUAGUUUAUCAAUUUUGGAAGAAUCAAAUGUCCAUUUAUUGGUUAAAGAAUUUAUAGUGUUACGUUCAAAUAUGUUACAACACAUACUCAGCGACAAUAGCUCAGCUGAUAGAAAUAUCGAAAGUAGUGCUAAUUUAAUUAUAAAUACUAUUUAUAAUUUAUUCAUGUGUUUUACUAAUUACAAUCAAGAUCACAGCAAUAAUGGUAUCAUUUUUUUUAAAAUAGACAAGAUUUUUAAAAGUGGCCCAAGUGUAUUGUCAUUAGUAAAUUUAGAUUACUCAUUGAAAUUUGGAAUACAUUUUUUGCCAAAAUCUGUCAAAGAAUUCAGAGUCGAUUGUAGUUUAAUAGCCAACGAGUUGUCUAAAGACUACAUAACUAAUAUUGUAAUCAAUUGGCUCGAAUGGGCAAAGCCAUUUGUAUGCACAAAAGUAACUGGCAUAUUAAACAGUGUACAGUCAUUGGCAACUUUACGCCAUCUUAACAAAUUAUCGACAGAAUAUCCUCAACAUUGGGCAGCUAUUACCGAAGAAAUCCCAUGUAAACUGGAUUUAUGGUCUGAAUUAUACUGUCCAUUAUUCUCUCAAAGAACCAAAGAAUUGUUAACUACUCAAUGGGAGCAUGUAUUCCCCACAAUUAUUUCAGACAUAAACAAUGCUUUAACUCAACCAGAAGAAUCUCCAUUGCGAGAAAACUUAUUUUCUGAUACAAAUGAGUUUUUAGAAACUCGUUCAAUUGGCUGUUCUGAUAAAACAGCUGAAUUGUGCACGUGCCUUGAGCAAAGAAUAUCUUCUUUAGCAAAGACUUUAGAUGAAUAUUACCCUGAAGACGAAGAUCCUUGGGCACUUCGACACCAUCAAGGACAUUGCUGUAAUGGAUUUGUUAACAAACUAACAGAACACAUGGUGGAAUUAGUAGAAAAGGGAACAUUAUCCGAAGCUCAAAUAUUGUUAAUAGCUAGGUUUUUAUGGAAUUUUCCGGUGCUAUGUCCAACAUUUAAACACUGUUUAAUAUCAUUGUACCAACAGUUUAAUUUUUGGAAAUCCACAAAAGAUUCAAUACAGAAAUCAUCUAUUGUUGCUUGGAAUAGAUGGAGUGACAUUGUCACAAAUAGAAUAUUUGAAAGUUUUCAAAAACGCUUUUUACCACAUACACUAGGAGAAAUGCUAUCAACAAUUCCUAAAUGGGAAAUUGUUGACAUGGAAGUGGAAAAGGAAAGUGGCGAAUUAAUAAUAUCUAAGUUACACGUGCCCAAUCAACCUUCAUUUCCAUUGCAGGAAUUCAUUCACACCAUUAUCACUUGUUUGGCUGUUACGUUACCUCCCAGAUUUGUUCAAGAAAGAACUAUUACUUUGAGUACUGAUUGGAUACUAUCAGCAUAUAAAAGUAAUAGCGAAAUUGAUGUAAUCUUGAAAUCUAGGUAUCAGAUUCAAAAGUUGUUUGAUCUGAAGUACAUCAAUACACUUUUUAUUGGUGUGGAAAAUAAAAACUUGUCGGCAAAGUGUUCAGAAAUAAUAUUGUUGAUUGAGAAUCAUAUUGACCCCAUUAAUCUAGAUGUCAUAAAUGAAUAUGUUGUAAAAAACGUAAAACGAGCUGUAGCUGCGACUAAGUGUAUUUUUGGCACUUCAUUACCCAGUCAACUAUCAUUGGAAUUUUCAGAUGAGGCUAACAAUUUAAUGUUUAACACAUAUAGAUUUAAACUAUUUUUGGUCACGGACUCAUGAAAAAUGUCAUAAUUAGCCUUUUAUUUAUCAUAAAUAUAUUAUUUUGUUCAUAUAUCAUUAUAUUUAAAAAUUAUAAUUUUGUUUAUAAAUAA
Messenger RNA from Adelges cooleyi (spruce gall adelgid), 2661 nucleotides. RefSeq names its product conserved oligomeric Golgi complex subunit 1 (gene Cog1). The coding region runs from base 278 to 2569 and encodes 763 amino acids. Gene Ontology annotation, cellular component: Golgi apparatus; COG complex. Gene Ontology annotation, biological process: intra-Golgi vesicle-mediated transport. Lineage: Eukaryota; Metazoa; Arthropoda; Insecta; Hemiptera; Adelgidae. The record is from RefSeq and is a predicted model, not a curated record. The transcript is spliced from 15 exons.